Stegostoma tigrinum is the source of this 9917-nucleotide messenger RNA. RefSeq names its product RNA binding motif protein 28 (gene rbm28). Gene Ontology annotation, molecular function: RNA binding. Bases 20 to 2275 code for a protein of 751 amino acids. The record is from RefSeq and is a predicted model, not a curated record. Lineage: Eukaryota; Metazoa; Chordata; Chondrichthyes; Orectolobiformes; Stegostomatidae. The transcript is spliced from 19 exons.
AAGGAGUAGUACGUUGAAAAUGGCCGCCGCUGCGGGAAAGGGGCUGGCGGCGGUUAACGGUCGUUUGACAACGGUGUUUGUACGAAAUCUGCCCGCGACUGCGGAUGGCGAGCGACUGGGAGAGAUUUACAGCGAGCUGGGGCCGAUCAAACAUUGCUUCGUGGUAAAAGAGAAAGGAAGUCAGACUUGUCGUGGUUUCGGAUAUGUGACCUUUUCACUUCCAGCAGAUGCACGGAAAGCUCUGAAAGAAGCAAAAUUCUAUGAUGGCCAAAAACUCUCUGUUUCUCUUGCCAAGAAGAAACUUCUAGGAAAGAAGGCAGCCACCAAGGAAGCUUCUAAAGCCAAUACAAAACAACAAGCACAGAAGAAAUUGCAGAGGAAAGCAAGAUUGAUCGUUCGAAACCUGAGUUUUAAGUGUUCAGAAGAUGACCUGAAGACACUUUUCUCGCAAUAUGGGACUGUGCUGGAGGUUCACAUUCCUAGGAAAGAAGAUGGGAAAAUGCGAGGAUUUGCGUUUGUUCAACUCAAGAACCUUCUGGAAGCUGGGAAAGCCUUGAAGGGAAUGAACCUGAAGGAAAUUAAGGGUCGUCCUGUGGCAGUGGACUGGGCGGUGGCCAAGGACAAAUACAGCACAACAGUGAAUCUCAAGAGUGCAGGAGCUGAGAGUAAGGAUGCUGUUCAGGCUUCAGAUAAAAACGACGAAUGUCAGCAAGAAGAUGGCAUGGACUCUGGGGAUGAAACAGAAAAAGAAGCUGCUAAAGAAUCGAAAGUGAUGCAACAGCAAAAUGUGGUGUCCAAGAAGAGGUCCGCAACAAAGGAGGAGAAGGUUGUGAUAGAAGCUUCAGAUGAUGAAACUGAUGAUGAAGAAGAUGCGUCAGAUGAAGAUGCGUCAGAUGAAGAUGCGUCAGAUGAAGAUGCGUCAAAUGAGGAAGUAUCAGAGGAUGACGAGGAGGAUGAAAAGCCCGUGAAAAAAAAGAAGUUGAGAAAGGCUAGUCACCCCGUGGAUGUUCACGAAGGGCGGACAAUCUUCAUCAGGAACCUGUCCUUUGACACUGAGGAAGAUACACUGGGGGAGAUGCUGGAGCAAUUUGGAGACCUGAAAUAUGUUUGUGUAGUCAGGCACCCUGACACAGAACACUCCAAAGGUUGUGCUUUUGCUCAGUUUGUGACAAAGGAGUCGGUGCAGAAGUGUGUGGAAGCAGCGGAGAGCCAGAGUGAGAGUGGAGGACUCCAGCUGGAUGGGCGGAAACUGAUCGUGACCUUGGCAAUUAGUCGUGAAGAGGCCAAGAAACUCACCCAGAAGAAGUCAAAGAAACCAUCUGGAACACGGAACCUGUACCUGGCUCGAGAGGGCUUGAUUCGAGCUGGUAUGAAAUCAGCAGAAGGCAUGAGUGCCGCAGACAUCGCUAAGAGAACACGAUUUGAGGAGCUGAAGCGUCAAAAGCUCAAGGAUGUGAAUAUCUUUGUGUCAAAAACAAGGCUGUGUGUACACAACAUUCCAAAGUCGUUGACUGACCAACAGCUCCGAAAGCUCUGUUUAGAGGCUGCAGGCACAAAGGAUGCACGUGUAAAGGAGUGUCGGAUCAUGCGGGAUUUGCAGACGGCAAAGACGAAAGGAAGCGGGCGCUCUCUGGGCUAUGGCUUUGUAGAGUUCACAGAGCACAGCCACUCCUUGACAGCCCUGCGUGCUCUGAACAAUAACCCAGACACUUUUGGGCCAGAGAAGAGGCCGAUUGUGGAAUUCUCAUUGGAAGAUCGGCGGAAGCUGAAAAUCAAAGAGAUGCGCAUGCAGCGCAAUCUGCAGUUGCAGCAGCUUAAAGUGGGAGCAAGCAAACCGGUGCAGACUGAGAAACGCAGCACAUAUUCAAGUGUCCAACAGCAGACCACCCCACAAACUGUUCCAAAGGAUCACAGAUCAUGGUCUGGAUUUUGUACCACACCUGAGGUUGAGGAGGUGGAGCUGGCCAAUGGCAAGAAACGGAAGAAGGUGCUACCUCUGCCAUCUCACCGAGGCCCCAAAAUUCGAAAGCGGGAUAAAGGGAAACAGCAGCAAGCACAAACCAAGAAGGUGAAAAUGCAACCAGGCCGGGCAAAGAGAGUGAAGAAUUCAGUCGUGGUGAAGCAGGCACUUUCCAAAAAGCAGGUGGCAAAGUCUAACAAACGGAACAAGGAAGAGAAGAGAUUUAACUCCCUGGUCGAGCAGUACAAGAAGAAGCUCCUGGGGACAGUACCUGCCUCCUACCCCAUGAAGAAAAGCAAAUGGUUUCAGGAUUAGGGUGAGGUCGAGGAUCCUGCACCCUACCUCAGGCUGACCGCAGGACCUGCCUGGGCCCCAUCUCAGACUGACCGCAGGACCUGCCUGGGCCCCAUCUCAGACUGGGCACCACCUAUGAUGCAGGACCAGUCUGCGCCCUGCAUCUGACUGCAGGAUCAGUCUAGACUGUUGUGAGACUAGUCAAGGCCAAGGCAUGAAUUGUAGACUGUGGUAUUCUGUGGAGGUCAUAAUGUGACCUGCACUGUCAUGUAUGACAACUUCUUCUUUGCAGGGAGAAUGCGAUUCAAUGUGAGGAAGGGCUGAUGCUGUUUGAGGAGGUUGACUGAACACUGCAACCCAACAUGGUGGUAGUGGGAGACUGUGGCUAGAAUGGUGCUGGUCUGUGAGAGUGGGUGUAUUUGUCAGCAGUGCAUAUGUUCUCAGGAUGCAGUUGUGGGUGUGCAUGUGUUUUGUAUUGUUUUUGCUGGCAUUUCUGCUGGCAACCCUUUGAGAGGGUCAGAGAACAACCCCCCAGGCAGCUGUCAAGUUGGGAGUUCCUUGUAAUUGGAUGUUACUGUGCAACCGAUGCCAGCCCUUCAAAACAGGAAAGAAAUAGUUGUCUUCGUGUUUUGUUCAUUUUAUGUUUAAUGCAUAAAUGUGGGAAAGGAAUAUUUGUAAAUAUAUAAACGUUUUUAUCUGGCUUAAUCACAGACCCACUGUAGGAGUAAUCUGAUUUUCAGCUCUGUAGCUUUUGUUGCCUCCUUGAGCUGGUCAGGUGCCGAUUAUGGAAUCCCUGAACCCGAUCUGAAAUUUAAAUCCACUUUUCCCUUUCACUCUUGUAUGUCCCAAUUUAUGAAAUCUGGUGCUCUGAUUUAAAUCUCCCUAACAGUAAGUGCUGGGGAUAGAGGAAGAGGUGCACAAGUAAACUUCGCUCUGAAGGAGACCAUCAAAUUUCAGUUAGCUUCAGUUCAACUGAAAGUAAAUUAUUUUGUGUCUCAUCUACAGGUGCUGUGUAUCUGUCUGUGUAUCCUUGAAAGUAUAGUCUGUCCCGUGAGUGCAUUCUUCACUAAAAAAUUGUUAUAAUUGUGAGUACCGGGGCUGCAUUUGCACUACACUUGUAUAGUCACUGAGUGCUGGCUUAAACCUUCUCCCCAUCCUGGUCUGACUUUGUCAGGCAUUAGAAUGGGAUAGGGUGAGACUCCAGAUUUACAUUUCACCAGCUCAGUUCUUUACACAUCUCAUCACAUCACACCAGCACAAAUUUGCUGCCUAAAUAUGUAGUCUCAUUCUUUGCAAAACAUUUCUGUAUCUUGGUUAGUCAGCCUUUGUUUUAAUCCAGGGAUUGUUACUAUCAGGAAUAAAAUAAGAAAAAAACAAGUUACUUUCUCCUUCAAACUCAGCACACACUGCACUCACUUAUGCACCUAGUUAUUACAAUGUCUCCCUGUUCAUCUUCUGUCAUGGUUCCCGACCCUCCCAACUGACAUUGCACCUUUGCAUUUUCCCUCUUUGACAUAUCCCGCCUGAUCACUCCUAUGUGAUUUUUCUGAGAAUUGAUAUUCAAAAGCACUCACUGUAAUUGGUGAAUUCUUAAACCAUGUCCUAGUCUGUAACGUGAAAAGGUCCUUGUUAUUGUAAAGCUUGAUGCUGGCUAUGACGCUAUGGGCUAUACCAGAAAGUGCUUUUAUUUAUUUUUCCUGCUGCUUCCCUGGUGCCGAGUGGCUUAAAUUGUCACUGUGUAAUGAUGUUACUCAGAUUCUUUUCCUUUCCCUGCUAGACUUCCGUAUAAAUAAACAACUUAAAAUGGAAUAGACCUAAUCGUAAACCCUCUUAGUCACAGGCACACAUUUGAAUUGUGCUAAUGUGACUCUCAAAGUGUAAAUCUCGAGCACAUAGAACUCAUUUAUAAGAACAAAGCACAGAUGGAGAAGCAUCCUGUUUAAUUCAUUAAUUGCAUAGACCGUACAGUAAGUCCUUUUGUGUACUCCUAUUCAUUGCAUACACUGUGUACAGUGCACUCCCUUGUAUCCUAGUUUCUUGCACAUUGUACAAUCUGCUCGAAUCUGGAUUCUACCCCCAACCUGAUUCACCUUCGGGAACUUGCUGCGAGAAUUUCCCCAGCUUGAGCAAACUUCAUUCUUUACCUACACAAUCCAUGUAAUUCAUUGUUAAUCAUUUCCUUUCCUCACUAGAUAUUUCCAAUGUCCUAGUAGCUCACAAGCCAUCCUAUUCUCUAAUUGGUCUCUCAGAUGAUCCAGUUAGAUCUAUGGAUGCUAUAAUUCAAGGGUAGAGAGUUCUCCCGGUGUCAUAACCAACAAUCCUCUGCAAAAUGCUACUACAAGAAACAAGUUGAGUGAUAACUGCAAGUAAAACAGCUGCCACUAUGUCUAUAUAUCUGCACCAUUCCUUUAAAAGGAGCAGUUCUUUUGGGGCACUUUGAGAUAUUUCUGAUCUAGGCUAAGGUUCGUUCCCCCUCUCUAAACUUUACUUGAUAUUUGUACAUCUCCAGCAAAGUACUCCUGAACUGCUAAAGGGCACCAAGGAAUGGGUAUUGUGUGAAUGGGUAUUAUAGUGGAUUUUAAAAGAAAUGUGAGAGGUCAUAUAAUUGAGAUAGCUCAAACCAAGCAGUAAUUCUUCUUGCGUAGAGGUUAAUUACCAGCUCAUAGUCCCAUCAAACAUGUUAAAAAUGUGACUUUUAAAAAAAGACUAAAUAUCUGCUUAUGGAACAGUAAUGAUUGAGUUUUCAACUGAAAAGUGGAAAAUAGUGACAUUUCAUGAUCUUAUUCCUUCCUUUUUGACCCAGGAGCACUGCCAUGUGUGAUUGGUCCAGUUAAGUUUCUAAUUACUGACAGUCUUAGGAUAUUGAUGUUGGGAAAACAGAGUUGGUAAUGUAACUGAAUGGCAUGGGGAGGUGGUCAGACACAUUGUCUUGUUUGAGGUGUCCGUUAACUGCCAUUGUGUGGUGUAAAUAUUAGAACCAUACAAAAUUUACACCACAGAAAGAGGCCAUUCACCCCAUUUUGUCUGUGCUAGUUGUAAAGGGAAAGAAAACGAGUCACCUAUUUUAAUCCCACUUUCCAGCCCCUGAUCCAUAGGCUUGCAGGUUACAGGAUUCCACCUCUAUCACAAAACCAGACAGUAAAUUCCAGAUCUCCAUCUCCCUCUAGGUGAAAAUAUUUUUCUUCAUGUCCCCUUGAAUCUGUCUAACAAUGUACCCUAAAACCCUGCUCCUAGAAAUCAACCUGUCCACUGGGAGAAACGGACUUGUCAUGUCUCAGCUCCUUAUAGUUCCAUGCACUUUAAUGAAGUCAUGCCUCCCCCCGCUUUUCUAAGCAAAACAGCAAUAGCCUAUCCAAAUCGUUUUCAUAGCUGUAAUUUUCAAGUCCUGACAAUCAUCUUGAAAAUCACCUCUGCAUGCUAUGUACAUGGAGAGAAAGCAUAUCCUUCCUGUAAUGUGACCAGAAUUGUACAAUAAGAUCCCAGCUGUAGCCUAACUAGCAUUUUAUAUUGUUCCAGCAUCGUUAUCAUUCUAUAAUGAAAAGCAUUCCAUGUAAAAGCAAAAGAAAUAGAAACUGUACUAGGUCAUUCGGCCACUCAAGCCACCUCUGCCAUUAAAUGGAAUCAUGGCUAAUGUGAUAUUCCUUGCAUCCACUUUCCUGCCCUUUGUUACUGUUAUAGGCUUUGUUUUUCAUCAUUAGCAUACUAUGUAUGCUUCAGGAUAGACAAGAAACUCCAGAUUUGGCGGUACCACUGUUUUUUGUGGGAAUGUGUAAACUGCUUGUAGGAUCUCUCUUUUGCUUGAUUUCCACUGAUUUCUCACUGAUUUUCCUUCAAGUAGUUAUAUCCAAUCCACCUUCAGUGUAAAAUCUGUAUUCCUCUAAUCUAGAACUUUUGGUUAACAUUUAGAGUCCAGUGACUCUUCUUCAGAACUGGACUCAAAGUGUUAACUCUGGUUUCUUCCCACAGAUGCUGACUGACUUGCUGAAUUUCUCCAGCAGUUUCUGUUUAUGUUUCAGAUUUCCAGAAGCUGCAGUUCUUAGUAUUAUUUUAGAACUUUUGGUCAUGUUCUGCCUUUGCUCUUUUCCAUAAUGAUGCGAAAUCUAACUUUUAUAAUCACUGUCUCCAAAAUGGUCACCCACUGCUACUUCAUCAUGUCCACCUUCAUUUUCUAAGACUAGAAUUGCAUCCCCUUACGUUAUGUUUGUUUGCGUGCUGCUAAUAACGUUUUAUUGCAUACCUUGCAAGAAUUUUGUGCCCUCUGUGCUUCUCUCACUUUUCAAAUCCCAAAUGAUAUUAGGGUAAUUGAAGUCCCCAACUAAUACUUGCCCUAUCUUUAUUGCACUCAGAAAUAUGCCUGACAUGUUUGCUGUCUGUCUCCCUUGCACUAUUUGGGGUUCGUAGUACACUUAUGGCAGGGUGGCUGACGUUUUUUAGUAUUUCUAAUAUCAAUCUAUUCAGCCUAAUUUAAUACAAAAUGGGAAAUUGCUGAAGAAUCUCAGGAGAUCUGGCAGCAUCUGUGGAACGAGAGCAGAGUCAAUGUUUCGAGUCCAGUGAUGAAAGGUGAGACCUGCUGAGUUUUUCCAGAAUUUUCUGAUUUUUGUUUUCAGAUUUCUAGCAUCUUGGUUCUUUAUUUUAUUUUAGCCUAAUUUGAUGAUUCCUUUAGUAAGUCAUUUCUCACAGCUGUAAUUUCCUGAACAAAUAAGGCUAUUACCCCACUCUUAUGAACUUUACAUCCAGGAUGUUCAGAUGCCAGUUUUGCCGUCCUUUCAGCAAAGUCUCAGGUAUGGCCCUGACAUGCUGCCACAUGCCCUCAAUUCAUCAGCUUUAUUUGUUAUACUUUUGCCUUUUAACAUGCCACAUUCCUGUGGUGUACUCUUUUUAACCUUUGCUUCAGUCUUUGAGUACUGUUCGCAAAUUUGCUGCAGUCCUGUCUGAAUUUGUCCCUCCUAAAUCAAACUUUCAAUUUCCAUCCCCCUAUCAAACUAGUCCAAGCUUUGCCAAAAAGAUCUAGCAAUUCCCUCUGCAAGAAUAUUCAUGCCAGUCCUGCUCGGGUGUCAUCCAUCUGGCUUAUACAGGUCCCACCUGCCUCAGCACCAACCCUGAUACUUCAGAAAUAUGAUGCUUUCCCUCCUGCAUCAGCUUUCCAGCCACAAAUGCCUGAAUGUUAUGUAGGUGUUAUGUUCAAACGUGAGCAGCUUCAAUGGAACUGAACAUGGCAGUCAUCAGUAAACAUCCUUAUUUCUAUCACGAGAUAGAAAUAAAGUCAUCAAUGAUGUAGCUGAAGAUGUACUCCUGUAAUGAUGUCUUAAGGCUGAGAUGAUAGAUUCCCAACAAUCUCAGCAGAAGUCCUUUAUAAAAGUACUGUGGAUGCUGGAGAUCUGAAAUAAAAACAUGCCACAGAUACUGUUCAUCCCACAGGGUUCCUCCAACACUUGGUUUUCAUUUAUAAAUGUGCUGUGUGCUUGGUAUGAUUCUAGCCAAGAGGAAAUUUCCUGCCUGAUUCCCAUUGACUUCAAUUUUCGUUGAGCUGGUCUGUCACCUUCAGUUGAAUACUGCUAUGUUGUCAGUGACAGUCAAUUUCACCUCAUGUUUGAGAUUUUGUUUGGUUAAUUUGGGUGGUUGGCUUGUGAUGCAGAGUAAUGAUAACAGUGCAGGUUCAAUUCCUGUGCUAGAUGAGAUCCCAUAAAGUUCCUGUUUUUUCACCCUUGCCUCUCACCUGAAAUAUGGUGACCCUCAGGGUAAACUCACCAUCAGUUGGUUCUCUUUAAUGAGAGAAAGCAAGCCUAUUAUGGUCCUCUGGGUCUGUGGCAACAUUCAAUUGUAGCUCUUUUAUCCAAGUUAGGACCAAAGUAACAAUGAAAUAAGUAGAUCUGGUGGAACUUCACCAGUACCACUUUUUUUUAAAAAAGAGACCUCUUUAGUCGUCAUCCCAUUUCUGUUCUUGAGAGCAGCUGCUGUAUGCAAGUCAUUUCUGACACCUUACUGAUCAAAUUCUUUGGGACAUCCUGAAAUUCUGAACAUGCUCUGUGAAUAUAUCAUGAUUCUGGGUAUUUCUUUUUAGGGGACAAAAGAACCUUCGGGUAUGUACAGUUGACUGGGGAUUGUAGAGUUCAUGAUGUGUGGCAUGAUGGAAUUGAUGAGUAGAAUGAUCUUUUGACUCUUGCACUGUGCUUCUUGAGAUAGAAAAGGCAGCAUUGCCCGAACAAGACUUUCUGAACCUUAAGAAGAAAAGUCAGGUGAGUGGAGAAAGUUUGCGUGUAAAAAUAAUACAGGCAAUUAAAGUGAGAUAUGGAAAGUUGCCUCAACUCCCUACGGGGCGGUGAGUUGGAGCCACUCCCUCGGCAGCUGGAUCCUGUGAUGCACUCCUCUCAGUAACCACAAGAGGACACACCUCCUUUCACUUUAUUAACACAUUCCAGCUCUAUUAGGUAAAUGAGGUGGCCUUUUAAAUCCUACCUACAUCACUGUUGGGCUCCCCACACAGCCACUAACUUGUGAAUUAAUUACAAUAACACUUACAUUAGGUGUUUUUAUAUCAUAACUCAAAAGGAACCACACCCUGGAAAGUGAAUGUUCCCACUGCCUAUGCAAUCAUAAGUUUCUCUAAAACCUAAAGACCUGGCCUAUGCAUUUUUAUUUUGACCUUUAAUUUUUUACUUGGUGGAAUUCUAAUUGCCCUGAGAUUAUCCUGCUACCGGCACCACUCUGAGAAAUAAUAAAGGGAUUUAUUUUUUGAAAGUGCAAAAGUAACAUGAGUAUAAUCUAGCAAAAAAACACAAACAAACUGUUAGAGCUUUUACAAGCGAAAAGGGAGAUUUGCAAAACCAAACAUGAAUCCCUUAGAAGCUGAGAACUUGUAAUGGGGAAUAAAUAAAUGUAGAAAUGUUAAGCAAGAGGUCGGUCACCACAGUAGAGGAUACAAAAUGUACCAGAAAUAUGGAGAGUCUAGUGAGAGUGAGGAACUAAUUCAUAUGGAUAAAGAAUAUGGAGUGAAGAAGUUAACAGGGCUAAAAAUGUCCUCACUACUUGAUAGGAUCUAUGUUCUGGGUUCCACAAGAGGUGGAUUAGAUACGUUGGUUAUAAGCUUGCAAUAAUUCUCUAGAUUCUGGAACAAUCCCUGUGACUGGUAUAGUUAAUAUAAGACUGCUAUUGAAGAAAGGUGGGAAAGAUAGAAAACAGAACUACUGUUAGUCUACAAAUAAUUUUUUUAAAAUUGCUGGAAUCCAUUGUUUAAGCAGUGGCAAGGCACAUGAAUUGGAGGCAGUAUUUAAGACAAUAAUUGGAGAUCAAAGUUCUCAAAGAGGAAAAUAUAAAUAAAAUAUUUUUAAUCUGUACAAAUAAUGUUGAAGUGCCUUUAAUUUCAACAUUUGCUUGGUAACUGGACAAAGUAAGCAAGAUUUGAGAUCUGCUGAUAAUAAAUGAAUAACCUCGAUACCUUCACAUUCCAGAAUAUGAACCUCCAUCUCUGGGUCUAUGUUUGAUUCAGAACUCUGACAUUAUCAACAUCCUUCCCUUCCACUAACAAAACAAUUGCGUCAAUGACCAUCAUUCCUUAUUUUGUCUAACUCCCCCACCACCAAUUUUCUUCCCGCUUUGCAUAGCAUGCUGAUGCUAAUAAAUGUGGAGUUGGAAAAGCACAGCAUGUCAGACAGCAUCCAGGGAG